Messenger RNA from Ogataea philodendri, 1392 nucleotides. RefSeq lists its product as uncharacterized. The coding region runs from base 1 to 1392 and encodes 463 amino acids. NCBI's taxonomy places the organism in Eukaryota, Fungi, Ascomycota, Pichiomycetes, Pichiales, Pichiaceae. The transcript has a single exon. The record is from RefSeq and is a predicted model, not a curated record. Gene Ontology annotation, cellular component: fungal-type cell wall.
AUGCUAUUCAACAGAGCCACGUUACUUACCGUGUUUUCAGCCAUCUGGACAACUGCGCACGCUGGUUGCUCCAAUGUUGGCGGAAACUAUUACUGUUCUGAAACCAACGCUGUUAUCUAUGAGGGAAUCGGCUACUCUGGUUCCUACUCUGAUGUGACCGACAUGGACGAGUCUUCGUGUUCGUGUUCUUCAGAGUCGACCUCCUUUUCGGGCUCUUUGUCUCCUCUCGACGAAGAGCUUUCCGUUCACUUUAGAGGUCCUUUGAAGUUGCUCCAGUUCGGUGUUUACUACCCAUCUUCCUCUUCGUCCUCCAAGAAGGUCAAGAGAGAGGAGGAGGAGGACUGCGAGACCACCAUCCACGCUCACCACAACCACAGAAGAGCUGUUGAGUAUGUUGCUGUCACAGCCACCGUUUACGUUGACCAGAACGGAAAGACCAUCACCGACGGUGACAGUCCAUCCACUGCUGAGGCCAAGGUGAUAACUAGCAGCAGCGCUUCGUCUGCUACCGGCCAAGCCUCUCCAACCAGCUCGGCCGAGAGCAACGACGACGAGGACGACAACUCUUCCAGCUCCGCCACCUCCAGCUCUUCCUCUUCGAGCUCCAGUACCAGCUCCGAGUCCGAGGCCACCUCUUCCUCUUCUUCGUCCUCCUCUUCGGGUGCAUGGAGCAGAUCCUCUUACUUCCAACCUGGCUCCAUCACCAACGUCACUUUCCUCAACCACCAAGGAGGAACUGCUGGUUCCGGAACCUGGUCUUCCUGUUUCGGUAACUCUCUGUCCUACUGUGACUCUGACGGAAAGUCUGGUGCUUCUUCCAGCACUGCCUUGGACGAGGUCACCAUCGACUCCAACGUUGAGUACAUCAUCAUGUCUGGUUCUGACUGUUCUGACGACUCUGUUGGAGACUGUGGCUACACUAGAUCUGACAUCCCUGCUUACCACGGUUUUGCAGGUAACACCAAGAUCUUUGUGUUCGAGUUCGAGAUGCCUACUGCCACCGACUCCUCGAGCACCAACUACGACAUGCCUGCUAUUUGGUUGUUGAACGCUAAAAUCCCUAGAACUUUGCAAUACGGAGACUCCUCGUGCUCUUGUUGGUCUACUGGUUGCGGUGAGCUUGAUUUGUUCGAGAUCCUUUCUUCUGGCUCCGACAAGUUGAUUUCCCACUUGCACGAUGGCCAAGGUGACAACGGCUCUUCCUCUGGUGGAGGAGGAUCCCAGGACUACUUUGCUAGACCAACCAGCGGGUCCAUGAAGGCUGCUGCUGUGUUUGACAACGGCGAAAUCCACAUCGUCCAAUUGGACGACGACACCGACUUCGGCAGCUCUCUCGACUCCGACACUGUUUCUAGCUGGUUGUCGCAAUCCGGAUCCACUGCAUCCGUGUGA